GUUUGGGAUCAUUUGAGGGUCCAAGUUUACCGCUAUGUACGACUUCAGGUUGCCUGCAGGUGUCGAUUUUGGGCGUGCUAUUUGCGCCUUAACCUGUUUGGAAAUUCAGACAGAGCGCCGGCUCGGCGAUAUAAGGACAACCUCGUUGCAAACUCGCACUCGGACUUCUGAGUCCUCCAAGUUCUUUGUACCAUUGACAUAGCUCAAGUCUAAGUUCCACAGCUUUUCAUAUAACCACGUCAUCAUCACAAGCUUCUCUUGUUCAACAGACCAUGUUGGAUCUACUCUCCAGAGAUCGAAUAGUCAACGAGGCAGGCCUCAGAACCGCCUUGCGCCAUCUGGACACGAUUUCAAGUUCGGGGGCAACCGCAUUACAAGCUACAGUCAAACAUAUGUCGUCAUCACCCUAUGUUUUUGCAUAUAUUAUUUCUGUUUGGGAUCGCCGUGAGGCAAUGAUCUCACAGAUCAUGACAGACUUUCCAAGGAAAUCUCAAGAAUAUCCAACAUCUGUGGCAAGAACGAUGCUAGACAAUCUGUCUAUGUACUUUUUAGCUUUUCCAGACGAGCCUCUAGCGAUGGAUGUCGCUAGGGACAUCAGCCGCCACAGAGGCUUCAUCGAGGACGCUUUACAUGUACUCUGCAGAUUGAACACUAUGAAAUUUUCUGGUGCAGGGUCGUUCGAAGAUGAGAACAAUCUCUUUGACAAAUCUGAUGAUGGAUUCGUCAAGAAGAAAGUCCCUCAUAAAAUACGCGAGAGUAAUCUCCCGAUAGCUCAUACGUCUAUCGACGCAUCUAUCUUCCCGAGGCUUGAUGUGGUUGUGCCUCUCACGAGCGAGGCUGCCGCAUCAUUGUCUACUCAUAUUCUUACGAAGCUGAAAAAUGCUCUCUUGUUCUACCUCUCGCUUUUGCGGAGAACGGAAUUGGCAGGCGCCAUUAAAGCCUUACUUCUCCCAAACGUGGAUGAGUCUGCCAAAGAUGUUGCGCCUGAAGUUUCGUCAACCGAGGAUGUCGAGAGCCCGACAACUCGACCCAAUGCGUAUCAAAUGGUGCAGUUUAUGAAGGCUGUGCUUUACUUUGAGAAUGCGGACGGGUUCGGAGAGUGGCGAAUCCUCAUAUCUACGCAGGCCUACAAAAAAUUGCGUGAAUUCCGUAGAGCAGAUAAGAAUAUAUUCAAGAUCAUCUUCAAGCAGAUCAAACAACUAUCGAAUGGCUAUUUCUCAGAUGAUAAUCACAAGCUACUCAACAGGCCGGAUGCAGGCAUACCCAUCUACGAUGCCAAGAUGACAAAGGACCUACGAUUAGUAUACCAGAUCGAUUGUGUCCCUGACCAAGAUGGAAAGUCCGAAAGACAAGUAAUCAAGAUAUAUGGCAUUUAUAUGGAUGCUCAGCUUGACAGAGUAUGGGAUGCCUUGAGUAGCUAUCUCACACGCAAGGGCAGAGAAUAUCGUAGCAGGUGUAUCUUUCGGAACAGGCCUGUCUUGUCUAAAGAGAGCACGAUUCUGCCUGCGUCAUUCCCACUAUCUGAACAUGAACCAGAAUUCUCAGCAAGCCCACUUGAUCUUAGUGAUGAGGACAUGGACCACCUUCAAUCUUUGCUUGUUUUGGAGAAAUAUUUCACAUUCUCGCAAGCGUUCCUGCAUAGUCUCAUCGCAGACCAAGAUGUACAGCACGUCUUUAUGCUCACACCUCAAGAACAAAAGAUUGUCGAAUGUACCACGUCAUGUUACAUCUUGGGUCGCAGAGGCACGGGAAAAACCACGACGAUGCUAUUUAAGAUUCUCGGCAUUCAGCGAGCUUGGGAAAUGAGUGCUGUUGACAUGCCGAAGCCACGCCAAAUUUUCGUCACCAAAUACAGAGUGCUCGCUACAAGAGCGAAAGAGUGUUUUACGAAGUUUCUCGAAUCUCUGGCGUUAGCAGACUAUACCCUGGAGGAACUUGCCAAAAUGAAGGCACAAAGUAUUCAGGAAGGCCUUGUUGAUCUCGACGACCUGUCCAAAUCACAGAUGAAUAUACCUAUGAAAUACAGCAAACUUGAGGAUGAGCACUUUCCCCUCUUUGUGACUUUCGAUCGACUGGCACAGAUGAUCGCGGCAGAUAUCGAUAUCUCAGGUAACGAUGUCUCCGAAACGAGAGAGAGUGCAGGAUCUUUCUUCAAUAUUGACAAUGCUGAAGCGCAUGACUGCUUCGUCACCUAUGAUGUAUUCGCAAAUCAAUACUGGCCUCAUUUUCCGUGGAAUCUCACCAAGAAUCUCAACCCGUGGUUGGUUUUCAGCGAGAUCAUGGGGAUCGUUCAAGGCUCCGAGCACGGACCGACCUGUCCUGAAGGAGUUCUCGAUCGCCCAAACUACAUUCGUCUUUCUCAUCGUUCUUACCCAAAUUUUGCGAACCAGAGGGGAAUUCUGUAUGACAUCUUCGAGCGUUAUACGAAAAUCAAGAAGCAGCGACGUCAUCAUGAUGCUGCAGACCGUACGCAUGCAAUACUCAAGGUCUUGCAAAGCCAGAUGAUCCCUGGCCAACAGAUUGAUUAUCUGUAUGUCGACGACGUACAAGACAUCCUUCUGAUCGAUGCACUCUUUUUGAAGCGAUUAUGCAGGAACCCAAACGGUUUGUUCUGGGCUGGUGACACCGCCCAGACAAUCUCUGCAGGGAGUUCCUUCAGGUUUAAUGAUCUGAAAGCAUUUCUCUACCGUGUUGAGCAGCAGGAUAUUUCGGUCAAUUCCGCUGGAGCAUGUCUUCGUCAGCCUGCGAUAUUUCAAUUGGCGAUCAACUACACAUCGCACGGUGGAAUCGUCAACUGCGCAAGUUCUGUGAUCGAACUCAUCACAGAAUUUUGGCCCAACACAAUCGAUAAUCUUCGGCCAGAAAAGGGGGUGGUUGACGGGCUGAAGCCUGUGUUUUUUACCGGUUGGGAUAAAAACAUCGUUCGCCAUGAACAGUUCUGGUUUUGGACGAGGCGUGGUCGCAUUGAGUUUGGGGCAGAGCAAUGCAUUCUUGUGCGUGACGAUGCAGCACGUCAGAAGUUACGCGACGAAGUUGGUGAAGUUGGACUGAUUAUGACACUUUAUGAGAGCAAAGGCCUGGAAUUCAAUGAUGUGCUGCUGUACAACUUUUUCGAGGAUUCUGCUGUAGAUCUGUCACGAUGGCGCGUAGUUCUCGAUGGGGUAGAUGGUCAAAGAUAUGUACCAAACUUCGAUCGAGACGAGGUGCAAUACGCUGGGGUUUGUAGCGAGCUCAAACUUCUUUAUGUGGGAAUCACUCGAGCAAGGAAGAACUUGUGGAUCGUCGACAAAUCUAAUAAAUCAGACCCGAUGCGUCUGUUCUGGACGUCUCGCAAUCAGGUCCAGAAUUGUACCCCCGGCACAGAUGUCCCUCAUCUAGCCGUCUCCUCGACUCCAGAAGAAUGGGCAUCCUUCGGGCGCUCACUAUUCUCGCACAAGCGCUACUCGCAGGCUAUCCAUUGCUUCGAACGUGCCAACCUUCGUCGUGAAGUGAAGGUCUGUGAAGCAUAUCAACUGCGAGAUGUUGCACGUUCUAGUGUCGGAGUGGCCUUACUCUGCGACCAAAAAAGAGCUUUCAACGUGGCUGCCGAUGCCUUUACUGAUUGUGGGGCGACCGCGACAGGAAAUCAAAAGCUCCAGUACUAUCGUAACUCAGCGGAUUGCUACGUUCGAGCAGGAGACGAUCUUAAAGCCGCUGAGGCCUAUUUCAAUGCUCAAGAGUUUGAGCAAGCGGCGAGGAGAUAUCGCAAGGUUGGACGGUUUGACAGGAACCUCCAUGUCCUCAAUGACCAUGGAAUGGAUAUACCCGAAGAACCCACAGCGAAGUUAUGCGUUGUGCGCGAACAGUCUUACUGCAGCAGGAACAACACUCAGCCCCCCUUGCCCCUCUUCUCGACAUUUGAUGAGGAAGUUGAUGAGGAACUCGAAUCUCUGGAGGACUAUGAUCUCGAUGACGCUCGCGCCUUACUGCUUGAAUCUCAUUCGAGGUACUAUGAGGCCGCAGAGCUCCACUUGUCAGAGAAUAGGCCCUUGGAAGCUGUCCGGGCAUUCAUGAAGGACGAAAGCAACAUCGAUUCUACCAUCCGUGCGGCCGAUACUAUAUUGGAAUACUUCUGGCGCCAAUGCUCCUUUAGAAUCACUGUGGAAUCCAUUGCUGACGAGCCAAUGCAGCAUUUCAUCGCUCUUGCUGAUCAACUAGAGACGAACAAACUAACGCCGGCGGCACGUGAUCAAAUAUCGAUGUUUCAGAGCAUCUUGCGCGGAAAUCGCGAGCUGUUGAGAAAUCUUGCGCUUGGCUUCCAUGAACAGAACAACGAGCCAGCAGCUCUCCUUUGCCUGGACCAUAUAUUCUCUCGAACCACAGACAUUCGAACUUUCGCGGUCGAUGAAAUGCAAUGGUUCCUUCAACAAUUUCACGCCUAUGCACGACUGCUCUAUCUGAUUUUAACCUUCCCUGACCCCAUGGAGCAUAGGGGUAUUCAAAGACUAUUCUCCAUCGUGCGGUUGUCCGGUGACCAGUUUCUCAUACCAGAUGGAACGUUCCUCCACAACUUAAUGGAAAUCCGCCAGGGCAUCAUUUUUGUAUCGAAACAUCCGUCCGGGUACACAGCUUCUCGUAGAAUCGUCACCAAGCUGCUACAACAAUCCAUUCGAACGAUCUUGAAAGACAAAAUAUCGGAGAUCGAUGUUAUGUGCUGCAAAUCUCCCGUUUUCUCGCAAUGCCUGCAAUUCUUGAUAUCCGGAGUAUGUCGAAUAGAUAACUGUCCCCAAGAGCAUGUUGCAGUAUCGAAAUUGGAUCGCCAGUAUUACAACAACCGUGUUGCCAUCCACAUAUGGCAAAUCCUGAUCUUGCAAUUCAUGUAUUCCGCUCACCCAUACAUUGAGCGACGCGAUAGCAUGAGGGACUGGCUCAAGCAUCUUUACGAGGCUAUCAAUCCACCCUUCUUCAUUCAAGGUUCUCCCGCGGACCUCGACAUGAACCUGAUGCCUCUUCGUCUAGAUGGCAUGAAAGUGGUGAAGCUCUGGAUCCGCGAAUCCUUCUACUCGCUCGACGCAUUCCAUACCCAGGCUGAAUUUUUGACGGCGUUGAUGGGAAUAACCAGUCUUAGUUUUGCUUUUGACAGGAACGACGCACCUGUCUACAUCUCUCGAGCAAAUUGUACGAUCUCCGGACCGUUAGAACUGUUUCGCAAGGGGGACAAUCGCUAUAUGGUCCAUGACCUACUUAGUUCUUACCAAGGAGCUACCCGCAGCAGCAUCUCGUCGGGGAUUCUGUAUAUUAUACAUGUCCUCGAUAAUCGUUUAUAUGUCAACCUCUCGGUGUUGUGCGACUGUAUCGAGGACAUCUGCAGCACUUUUGUAAUCAACUAUCAAAUGGACCCACACUUCAAUAAGUUUCCUCUUCAUAACGUCGUCCUUCCAUGUAGCUGGCUACUGUUCCCCCACAAAUUCACCACGGAGAAAGAAACUAAGCUAUUUUUGAUGGGUAAGCUUCUGGAUGAGAUAGCGAGGCUGGUCGAAGCAUUGCGCGUAGAAGCAGGCAUGGAUUUCCUCUGGCUGAACCAUACGAGAUUUACGCCUAUUCUCCGUAAUGUUUUCAUUUCCCGGAUCUGCAGAGUUCUCUGCCUCAUUGCUCAUAACAUCAGGAAUCGCUUCUUGAGAAACAAAGUAGACAAUAUCAUUCUUUCUCUGCACGACAACAACACUCCUUCAAACUGGCGUCUAGCUAACUAUCGGAAGCUCGUGGAUGACGUGGUCAGAUACAUGACACCCUUGCCAGGACAGGCGCCACCCUCAGACGUUUACUUGCGAGCUCUCCUGGCUUUCGACGACAAUAAAGGAGUGGGCAACCUGGUGCAUCUUGUCCAUAAAACGAUGAACCAAUAUACUCGAGUCAAUACUAGUAUAGGCCGACGGCUCGUAUAUGAGAAGACCAUCGAGAUCCCCCAUCUCCUCUCAUCGUACGCAGUGAUCGCACAGUCUACCCUGAGAAUAGAGGCCCCUGCCCCCGUACCCCGCUUAGGACAUUCCAAAGACCAACCACAGGUUAUCCAGCACGAUGAGAAAGAGAUAAAGGAACCACAACCUCAAGAGUUCGAAGGAGAGGAAGAAAGGGAGGAAGAUGUCACGGCGAAUGCUGAUACCGAGACCCGUGAUGCGUCGGAGACUGUGAAUGAAGCGAUGACAUUGAUUGCACCUGAUCUUGACGAGUCGCUACGCACCAACGGACCAUCGGUGCAGGAAGAAGAAGCGGCUUGCAAAAUUCAGAACGCAUACCGUCGUUACGUCAGACGCCGCUCGAGUCGUGCAGUCAAUCCCGAAAUCGAUGCGAUAUUCAUGACAUGCCUGAAGGAGACGCAGUCCCCUGAAUGGCGUCCGGGUUAUUACAGCUUGCUCUUCCUUGGACCAUUGCCUCACCUUCUGGUGUGCUUGGAGCGAGGCAUUGCUCUGACUCGAGCUGCCAAAACGAAGACAAAAGGCCUUUUCAACAAGGAGUCUCAUGAAAAGCUUGAAGAGUUGGGCAAGCAGAGAAGCGGGAUAGCAACGCUCCUCAGGAAGGGAUUGAAACUGCGCAAGCAGCUAGAACCUUCCUCAUCCGCUCAUCGUGCCCGUGACGUUGAUGCACUCAGAUCUGGAGUUCUAGAGGUCGAGGAAUUCAUGCAGGGGGUUCCGAGCAGCAUGAAAGAUAUGCAAUCUGACUUUCAAAUGGCCUAUAGGGGCAUUGUUGCAAAGAAGGUUCGCGCGGGAAAGGAGAAGGGGAGACCCGCUCUCAAUGUCGAGGGUAUGAACGACUGUUGAUUUCGUUUAGGUUGCGGAGAGUUGAGACUGUCCUUUCGUUGGUGUAUCAUAUAUCAUUUUGUACAGUGUAUUAGUCCUUCCCUGUGUUAUCCUGUCCGGUGCAUUGCAUGAGGCUUAUG
Molecule: messenger RNA, 6916 nt
Organism: Suillus fuscotomentosus
Lineage: Eukaryota; Fungi; Basidiomycota; Agaricomycetes; Boletales; Suillaceae
Exons: 35
Coding region: 273-6797 (2174 amino acids)
Molecular function (GO): ATP binding; protein binding; hydrolase activity
Source: RefSeq, a predicted model, not a curated record